CGUGCUGUCAUAGCCACCAUGGGCUCUCCGGAGGAAGAUCGAAAGCGUCGUGCUAAUAAUAGCAGUGACGAGGAUGAAGACGACAAGGAUCGCAGUAAAAAGAGAAGAAAGGACGACGACAGCAGCAGCGAUGACGAUAGCCGUCGAAAACGCAAACGAAAGCACAAACACAAGAAAUCCAAACGGCGGCGCCGCGACGAUGACAGUGACAGCAGCUCCGAAAGUGACGAUUCUAGCAGCACCAGUACCGACGAAGAAAGUCGCAAGCAUCGGAAACGACACAAAAAGAAGAAACACUCGAAAGAGAAAAAGAGACAUCGCAAACACAAAAAAGACAAGAAGAAAGACAAGAAAAAGUCCUCCAAUAGUAAGAAACCGGAUAAAGACAAUGAUGAAGAGGAUGAUGGUCUCCCUGUCUUUGGCAAGUACGGCAUUCUGAAAGGGUCUGAUUUCUACAAGAAACAGCGUUCCUUUGAAGUUUGGAUGGCCGAAGUCAAGGGAAUGGCGGAAUACAAGGGGCCCAAAUGGGAGACGCAAAAGUAUUUUGAUGAGUAUCGAGAAGACUACAAUACGGCCACCUUUCCCCAUAAAAAGUACUAUGAUUUUGAAAAGUGGGAAAUGGAAGAAUACCAAAAGCAACAAGCCAAACAACGGGAGUUAGCCGAUUCGGGCAAAUCCAGCCAUCGAGCCGAUGAAGCACGGCAUCAAUUGGAACAACGGAAGUUGGCACAACACAAACAAAAGGCCGAUCACCAUUUGCAAUUGAGUAUGAUGAGCAAGGAAAAGAUUCAAGAAAUGAAACGGCAACAGCAACUCAAGACCGAACUGGAAGUUGCCUUUAAAACGGGUGAUCAGGAAAAGGUCAAGAAACUCAAGGCCAAAUUGGAACCAGAUGACAAAUAAAUGAAUAGACCGUAAUAACGACAAGCACGUCACACGCAAUGUUGAACCAUGAACGGAUACUGUCGUGUUUUGAAUGGCAUAGAAGUAAUGCAGGUGUUCUUCUUGCUUACUAUGUAGUUAGUUGAAAGGUCUUUAGCUCGCACAUACUGGUGACUGGUGUCCAGCCGUUGUGCUUGUUGUAGCCUCUUUGGUCUCAUGUGUCACAAUGCUACCCAUGACAAUGAAUUAAAUUUAAAAGGAAACCUCCAAAUCCACUUCUUCCCAAGGUUUCUUUCCGUGUCCCUUGUGGAACUUGCCUCCGCAAUCGGCAAAUUUCUCAAUUCCCUUGUCCGUCUUCUUAAAGGUCACCUUGCAUCCAAAUCCAGCCAUCAUAUAGCCUCCAAACUCGACCGUCUUUUCCGUGCCAACUUCCAGACUGUCCACAAAUGCUGGGUCAUCGUAGGCUUCCAUCAUGGAUCGAGAGGCAUCAUCGGGCGCAAAGAGUACCUUGUCGUCCAUCAAGGCAUCCUGGACUUGACCCUUGAUGUGACGUUCCAAAUCGUCGGCCAUCUCGUCCGCCUUGCACGUUUUGUGGAAUCCGGCCUUGACAUGUCCUUCACAGUUGAUGCAGCCACCCAUCUCGGCGACAAAGCCACCUUUGCAGUGAAUGCCCUUUUCCAGGCAAAACCCACCUUUGCCACCACCAUGACCGUGGUCGCCGUCGUCUUCCAGGGCAGUGGAAGAUGAGACCAAGCCCAGUUUGCCGGCAUUCACCAACGAUGACAACCACACAGCAGCCAAUAAGGAGCGAAACAACAACAUUAUUAUGGCAGAGUUGGUGACUACGGAGACUACCAGGUACAAUAAGGAGCUUAGCAACAACAACAACCUGUUUCAGAACUCUUUGGUUGGGUUUUGUGACUUCUUCGCCGUUUUCUCAUCAUUCUUCUUCUCGUUCUGACGAAGGUUGUCAGAAAGAUUUGCUUUCGCCGUGGGAAUCAAUUUCGCAAGAUCCAAAGAUAUUUUCGAUUCAAUUCGAUUGAUGAGAUUCAUUCGACUCACUCGAAUAUUCUUCUCCCA
Messenger RNA from Seminavis robusta, 1962 nucleotides. The record is from the annotation of a GenBank genome assembly. NCBI's taxonomy places the organism in Eukaryota, Bacillariophyta, Bacillariophyceae, Naviculales, Naviculaceae.